Messenger RNA from Aspergillus puulaauensis, 564 nucleotides. RefSeq names its product U2 snRNP complex subunit MSL1 (gene MSL1). Gene Ontology annotation, molecular function: U12 snRNA binding; pre-mRNA intronic binding. Bases 1 to 564 code for a protein of 187 amino acids. The record is from RefSeq and is a predicted model, not a curated record. Lineage: Eukaryota; Fungi; Ascomycota; Eurotiomycetes; Eurotiales; Aspergillaceae. The transcript is spliced from 3 exons. Gene Ontology annotation, cellular component: U12-type spliceosomal complex. Gene Ontology annotation, biological process: mRNA splicing, via spliceosome.
AUGGCUACAAAAGCAGCACCAGUGCGCACCCCAGCAAAGCCACCUGCUGGUCUUCCGAAUCAAACGUUAUAUUGUACCAAUCUACCAGACAAGCUUCGAAAACAUGACCUUCGACUCUCGCUAUAUACUCUGUUUUCCACCUACGGCACCAUUCUCGACAUUGUGGCUAUGAAAACCGAAAAGAUGCGCGGCCAGGCUCAUAUUGUCUUCAAAGAUGUUCAAGCAAGCACACAAGCUAUACGUGCGCUUCAGGGAUUUGAGUUCUUCGGCAAGCCAAUGAAAAUCGUUUAUGCCAAGGGAACAUCCGACGUUAUCGCCAGACUUCGUGGAACUUACAAUAUACCGGUAUCCGCUCCCGGCCAGACUUCUAAUGUGUCGACGGAUCUUCAGAAGUCGAUUUUUAGUGGGCCUCCGGGGUCAGCGGCGUUGCCGCCAAACCCCUCCCGUGAGCCCAAUGGCACAGCUCAAGGUAUUAAAAGACCUCGCGAAGAAGAAAGCGAUGGAGAAGCGCCAAUGGACGAGGAUAGUGAUGUACCGAUGGAAGCUUCAUCAGAUGAGGAUUAA